AUGCCCUCUUUUACAACUGAGGAUGCCUCAGCACCUCCGACCCCUUCACCCUUCAACUAUGUCCUUUCGUUCCUCCUAGUCGGCAUCUGCUGGGGCUUCACGACCCCCUUUAUCCGAAAAGCCGCGGUCAACUACGCCACGCCCACAAAUCCAUCCAUCACGGAUCCAAAUAGGUCAUGGAUCUCUCGACAAAUUGUGAAAGUGUUCUAUACUGUCAUUGGACUUUUGAAGAGUCCGUCGUAUUCAGUUCCUCUAGUUCUGAAUCUCACAGGCAGUGUAUGGUUUUUCCUGUUGGUUGGACAAGCCGAACUCUCCCUCACCGUCCCCAUCACCAAUUCCCUGGCGUUCUUGUUUACUGUCCUUGGUGAGUGGUAUGCCGAGGGUAAACUCAUCUCCAAAGAUACCUGGGUAGGCAUGAUCUUGGUCUGUGCUGGAAUUGGGCUUUGUGUUUGGUCCAAGACCUGA
Molecule: messenger RNA, 465 nt
Organism: Rhinocladiella mackenziei CBS 650.93
Lineage: Eukaryota; Fungi; Ascomycota; Eurotiomycetes; Chaetothyriales; Herpotrichiellaceae
Exons: 2
Coding region: 1-465 (154 amino acids)
Source: RefSeq, a predicted model, not a curated record